Vitis vinifera (wine grape) is the source of this 2364-nucleotide messenger RNA. RefSeq names its product probable LRR receptor-like serine/threonine-protein kinase At3g47570. Gene Ontology annotation, molecular function: ATP binding; protein kinase activity. Gene Ontology annotation, biological process: protein phosphorylation. The transcript has a single exon. The record is from RefSeq and is a predicted model, not a curated record. NCBI's taxonomy places the organism in Eukaryota, Viridiplantae, Streptophyta, Magnoliopsida, Vitales, Vitaceae. Bases 184 to 762 code for a protein of 192 amino acids.
AGAAGCUUUGUGGGGGGAAUCCCUCAACUUCAGCUGCCAGCAUGCUGUGAUGUAGAGUCAGCAAAGCAUGGCAAAGGGAAGCAUCUUUCAACCAAAAUUGUUAUAGCCAUAAGCAUUACUGGUGUUUCUUGCUUGGCUUUCAUAGUGGCUUCAGUUCUCCUCUAUGGGAGAAAAACGGCUGUAAUGAAGCCUUCUUCCACCUUUUUAAGAUAUGGAUACUUGAGGGUUUCUUACAAAGAGCUCCUCAAAGCAGCUAGUGGAUUUGCUUCUUCCAACUUGAUUGGCAUGGGAAGUUUUGGUUCCAUAUACAAAGGAAUUCUAAUUCGAGGUGAAAGACCUGUUGCAGUGAAGGUACUGAACCUUCAACACCGUGGAGCUACCAAGAGUUUCAUGGCUAAGUGCAAGGUCCUCAGGAAUAUUCAGCUUCGGAAUCUCCUUGGAUUCAUAACUUCAUGUUCAAGUGUGGACAACAAAGUUUGUGAUUUUAAGGCUCUAGUAUUUGAGUUCAUGCCUAAUGGGAACCUAGAUAGCUGGCUGUAUCAUGAAUCUAGAAAUUUAAGCUUCAGACAAAGAUUGGAUAUCGUAAUUGAUGUGGCUAAUGCUCUGGAUUAUCUUCAUCACCAAUGCCAGACGCCAAUUGUUCAUGGUGAUCUAAGGCCAAGCAAUGUUCUUCUUGAUGAUGACAUGGCUGCCCAUGUUGGGGACUUCGGGUUAGCCAACCUCCUUCCUGAAGCUAACGAGAUUCUGAGUAGUGGUCUGUAGGUUUUCAUUGAAACAGAGUGUGGAAACUCUUUGGAAGCAAUAGAACGUUGAGGAAUCUGAAGUUCUUAAUUUUAUUAAGCUUCAAACCACUUAUUUAUACAACUAGCUUAAAACAGAAAAACAUAAAAAUAGCAACAAACCUGCUACCUAUAGAUAAUUCCUAAAGAAUAGAAACAACCAACAAACUUCCUAAGAAAUAGGUAAAUCUUCCACAUGACUAACUUAUUUGACUACUUCCACUUCAAUCUACUCAGCUCCAUGUCAGCAGCUCCUAUGACAUGUCAUUCAACACUCCUCCUUGUCUUUGGAGCUGCAAACUCCAAGCCUUUGCCUUAAGAACUCAUAUCUAGCUUUGGGAAGUGGUUUGGUUAAGAUAUCAGCAUUCUGACUUUCUGUUUUACAGUAGACCAACUGAAUUUCUCCCUCCUUCUGUACCUCUCUUAGGAAAUAGAGUUUCAACUUGAAAUGUUUUGUUUUUCCAUGGAACACCGGAUUAUUUGCAAUUGAAAUUGCAGCUUGGUUAUCUACGAGUAUUUGUGUGCUUUCAUUUUGCUCCAUAAGCAAGUCAGCCAUUAAUUUCCUAAUCCAGAGAGCCUGAUUCACAGCAGCGGCAGCAGCUACAUAUUCUGCUUCUGCUGUAGAUUGAGCUAUGACUUCUUGCUUUUUGGAACACCAUGAAAAAAUAGCAGAACCAAAGCUGAAACAAUAACCUAAAGUACUUCUCAUGUCAUCAACACAACCUGCCCAAUCACUAUCUGAAUAACCAUGGAGAGUAAAGUUUUUAACUUGACAAAACCUCAGACCAUAGUUAAUUGUACCCUUGACAUAUCUAACAAUUCUUUUUGCUGCUUGAAAGUGAAUUUCACUAGCACAAUGCAUGUACCUUGAGAGUAAACUUACAACAUUCAUAAUAUCUGGUCUAGUUGCCGUUAGGUACAUCAAGCACCCAAUAAUGGUCCUGUAAAGCCUUUCGUCAGCUUUUGCAGCUCCAUUUUUUUUGCAAAACUUCUCAUUUUGAUUCAUUGGAGUUGCACUUGGAUUGCACUCUUCCAUCUUGAACUUUUUCAGGAUUUCCUUGGCAUAUUUCUGUUGACAUAUGAAGAUCUCAUUCUGCUUUUGUUGUACCUCCAUGCCAAGAAAGAAUGUCAUCCUCCCAAGAUCAGUCAUCUCAAAAACAUCCUUCAUUUCCUUUUUGAAAUUGCCAAUUUGCUUCAUACUGCUUCCUGUCACAAGUAGAUCAUCAACAUAUAAAGAUACCACAAGUGUUUCAUCACAAACCUUCUUGAAGUAUAGAGUAAAUUCACUUAGGCUUUUUGUAAAGCCUAACCCUAACAAAUGUGAAUCAAUCCUACUGUACCAUGCCCUUGGUGCCUAUUUUAAACCAUACAAGGCCUUUUUCAGCAAAUAUACUUUAUCCUCCAUUCCUUUAACAAUAAAACCUUCAAGCUGCUCCACAAAAAUUUCUUCCUCCAAGUAUCCAUUCAAGAAGGCUGAUUUGACAUCCAUCUGAUGUAUAUUCCAGCCCUUUUGAGCAGCAAGAGCCAGGAACAUUCUUAUAGUGUCCAAUCUAGCAACUGGGGCAAAAGUCUCAGAGAAAUCCAC